AUGGCCGAACUACAGGGCCGUAAGGUCUUCAAGGUGUUCAACCAAGACUUUAUCGUCGAGGACACAUACACUGUGACAAAGGAGCUUGGCCAGGGAGCGUACGGCAUUGUUUGCGCCGCUGUUCAUAAUGCGACCAGCGAAGGUGUCGCUAUCAAGAAGAUCACCAAUAUCUUCAGCAAAAAGAUUUUGGCCAAGCGCGCAUUGCGCGAGAUCAAGCUGUUGGAGCAUUUCCGGGGCCAUCGAAACAUCACUUGCCUGUAUGACAUGGACAUUCCCCGACCGAGCCAAUUCAACGAGGCCUAUCUCUACGAAGAGUUGAUGGAGACCGACCUGGCAGCCAUUAUUCGAUCCGGUCAGCCCCUCACCGAUGCGCAUUUCCAGUCUUUCAUCUACCAGAUCCUGUGCGGGUUGAAGUAUAUCCAUUCGGCCAACGUGCUUCAUCGAGAUUUGAAGCCCGGCAAUUUGCUCGUUAACGCAGACUGCGAGCUCAAAAUAGCCGAUUUUGGCCUGGCGCGAGGUUUCUCGAUCGACCCGGAAGAAAAUGCCGGGUACAUGACCGAGUACGUCGCGACAAGAUGGUAUCGUGCGCCGGAGAUCAUGCUCAGCUUCCAGAACUACACCAAAGCUAUUGACGUUUGGUCUGUCGGAUGCAUCCUCGCAGAGCUUCUUGGGGGUCGACCGUUCUUUAAGGGUAGGGAUUACGUCGACCAGCUCAACCAGAUUCUACACAUCCUUGGAACUCCUAACGAAGAAACUCUCAGCCGCAUCGGCUCUCCCCGAGCCCAGGAAUACGUGCGAAACCUGCCUUAUAUGCCUAGAAAGCCCUUCCCUUCCCUAUUCCCCAAUGCCAACGCCAGCGCCAACGACCUGCUAGACGCUAUGCUCGCCUUCGACCCGUCGAGCCGCAUUACGGUCGAGGCUGCGCUUGAGCACCCCUACCUCCAAAUCUGGCACGAUGCGUCGGAUGAACCCGACUGCCCGAGAACGUUUGACUUUGCAUUCGAAGUUGUCGACGAGGUUGCCGAUAUGCGCCAAAUGAUCCUCGAUGAGGUCUCGCGCUUCCGCCAGCUUGUCAGAACCGUCCCGGACGCAAACAACCAAGACAACUUGGCCCGGCAGGAUCAACCUGGCCAGGUGCCGAUGCCCCCAAGCGGGAUACCGGACCAGUGGAAGGCUGAGGAUCCGCGCCCGCAAGAGUAUCCCCACAGCACGGGUGCCUUGGAGGCCGAGCUCGGCGGCAGAUGA
Messenger RNA from Pestalotiopsis fici W106-1, 1245 nucleotides. Its product is annotated as Mitogen-activated protein kinase spm1. Gene Ontology annotation, cellular component: nucleus; cytoplasm. The transcript is spliced from 5 exons. The record is from RefSeq and is a predicted model, not a curated record. Bases 1 to 1245 code for a protein of 414 amino acids. NCBI's taxonomy places the organism in Eukaryota, Fungi, Ascomycota, Sordariomycetes, Amphisphaeriales, Sporocadaceae. Gene Ontology annotation, biological process: intracellular signal transduction; protein phosphorylation. Gene Ontology annotation, molecular function: MAP kinase activity; ATP binding.